AAUCCAAAACGGCGCCAAAAACAAUACAAAAUGGCGACGAUGAUGGACACGCAGCCCGAUGCGAGCCAAACCAACACAUCCACGCUGAGCAAUGGCACCACGACAGCUCAUUCCCACGACGCUGCUGGGGCGGCAGCGAUGGGACUCGGUCAGGCAGAGCAGCAGCGUGCUGCUGCGGCAAGCCAACCGCCAGCCACCGGUCUGCUGCGACGCCCACUGCCGUACGACCCGGCGACCCUCGAGUGGGACUACAUGCACGCGACCAAUGCGCAAAAGUCGUACUGCUACUGCGGCGGCGAUCGCAACGCAAUGUCGCAGCUGCUCGAAGUCCAGUGCUUGCACUGCCGCAACUGGUUCCACCCGGCGUGCCUGUCCAACCGCGCGCUCGGUGAGUCGAUCGCGGCGUCCACUGUGGCAUUCGUCGGGAACUAUGUCUUUCACUGCGAGAACUGCGCCGCCGCCGCCGCUGCUGCUGCCUCAUCGUCCUCGUCUAACACCACCGACGGUCUGUUGCCGCCGAGCGCAGAGUACUUUGAACGAGUCAUGUCAAACAAGAAGGACACUACAAUCACAGCGGUGGCCAACCUCAUGGUCAGCAAGGUGCUUGCAAGCGGCGGCACACUCGCACUGGAAGACGCGUACUCGGAUCGCAAGGAGGUGAGCGCAUUCAUUGAAUCCAAGUGGACCCAGCUGGCCACAGGUCGCUCGCGCUUGAACAUGUCGGCGGUCGGCCAAUGCCUGUCGGAAAACGCAGUGUUCACGGCGUUGAACAACAACACGCGCGGUGUUCAUGCGAGCUAUCGGUUGACCUACACCAGCCUGCUCUUGCUCACGCCAGACUAUGAGAAGAGCAAAAAAAAUCUGACGGCAGUUGGCACUGCGCUGGCGCUUCCACCAGACACCUCCGCGGCGCCGGAUGCUGCCAACCUUGCCAGCAAUGCUGUGACCUCAAAGCGGAAAGCCGACCCUGCUGCUGGCAUCCAAAAGAAGACACGCAAGAUGCCGACUCCGCUAACAGCCGCAAUGCUACCAACGAUUGAUCACCCAAUGAACAAACUCAACUUUCGGUACACUUACGCCGAGCCCGAUCCUUUCAGCACGACGGAAGCCUUCCGCGUGGCUCAUCCAGACGAGCACACUGUACUCAUGUCGCUGCACGAUCGCGCUCCCCAAUUGCACAUUGAAGCCAAUCGACUGACCAUCACGGGCGAGAAAGGCUAUAGCGCCGCGCGUGCAGCCGUCGGGGUUGACAAAGGCUGCUGGUACUUUGAGGUGAAUGUGCUCAAGCCGGUUGAGGAAGGCCAUGCGCGCCUCGGCUGGUCGCAAAAAUAUGGAAAUCUCCAAGGGCCGGUCGGCUUCGACUCGUUCAGCUAUAGUUACCGUGAUGUUGAUGGUAGUAGGUUCCACGAGAGCCGAGGUCAGCCGUACGGCCAGGGAUACGGUCCUGGGGAUGUCAUUGGAUUGCUGAUCGACUUGCCGACAACCGCUCAGCCAUCGACCGACGAGCUUGCGAGAGAUUUUGGAACUCUCGUCGACUACAAGGGGUUUGUGUACUACGAGGAAAACGUGACUGUGCCCAAGCAGCACCCCGAGCCGCUGCAGGCGAGUUGCAUUGAAUUUUUCAAGAAUGGAAAAUCUCAAGGGGUGGCUUGGUCGAAUAUUGGCCAGGGCACCUACUUUCCUGCAGUGUCUUUGUUCCGCGGUGGACGUGUCAAAGUCAACUUUGGUCCCGACUUUAAGCACUUUCCCACCAAGGUGUCGCAACUCGGCGCGAGCGAUCGCCCUCGAAAUUUGCCACGUCCCUUUUCUGAAGCGGCUCACCAGCAUAUGGCCAGUUUGGUGAUGCACAACCUUCUCAGCAAGUUUGAUCUUGCGUCUUGUCCCGAGGACGAGCGCCGGAAAGCCGACGCGGCUGCCACCGCCUCCGCCGCAGCUACAGCAGCCGCCACAGCCGCGGCCUCAGCAGCAAUGGCAUUAGUAUCAGCAGCCUCGAGCUCGUCGGCGGGCGCCGCAUCAGCUCCGGAUGUGAAGCACAGCGCCCUCGUUCUUCCAUCCGCCACUUCAACUCCAGCAAGCCGUCCCGGUUUCAAUGCAUUGCCUCACGCUCCUCCUGCUGCUUCUCCCUCGUCUUCCUCUCUACCACCUCAGGCCAUGUACAAUCCUGCCGUAGGCCAUGCACCCUGGGGCCAGCCAACAUUGAUGGCGCAGCCAGUUCUGAUGCCCCAUCAGCCGACACAACCUUUGCGUCAACAAGUGUUUGCGCAGGCCGCCGAAGCCCAUCACCAAGCUGCCGGUAUCUACACUCCAUCCCCUGGCGCAUACGGCCAGCCGGCUUACCACGCCCCAGCCCAAGUCAUGUAUCAUUCGCACGCAGCACCGUCGUCGUUCGGAACCGCCCCAGGCCCCUAUGGUGGGAAUCCGAGUGCGUAUGGCGGCCAGCAUCCUCCUGCCGAGUAUGGUGGCUCAUCUGGGAUGCGUCUGCAAUGA
This is a messenger RNA of Capsaspora owczarzaki ATCC 30864, 2487 nucleotides long. RefSeq names its product ash2-like protein. Gene Ontology annotation, molecular function: protein binding; transcription cis-regulatory region binding. The transcript is spliced from 3 exons. Lineage: Eukaryota; Filasterea; Ministeriida; Capsasporidae. Bases 31 to 2487 code for a protein of 818 amino acids. Gene Ontology annotation, cellular component: Set1C/COMPASS complex. The record is from RefSeq and is a predicted model, not a curated record.